GGGCAGAAGGGACGUUCAUGACAGCUCUCGGUACCAGCAUCUGAAAUUCAGCUUAGGUCACAUAGGAUCACUUCAAAUGGCAUCAGAGGAUCAAAACAAGGAAAAAGAGGGGGGUCCUAACCUUCCAACAGCUCCUUUCCAAUGGGGAGCCAUCCUGUCUGCAGUGAAAGAUCAGAUUCCUUCAAUGGAUUCUGACACCUUAGUGUCUGAUUGCAAUGAAGAUGAUGGGGAGCUUUUCAUCUUCCAGCGUGAUCAAUCCAACCUGGUUCCUGACUUCUCGGAGGAACUAGAAGACCUUCCUCCAGAAGAAGCACACUUGCAGAAAACAUUUGAGUUUAUGAGACAUCCAAGAGAGACCUGGAAUGAAGAUGGAGAAGAUUCCACUUUUCAGAAAGACAAGAGUCCUAGGGGACAUGUGUUACUAGACAGGGACGGAUUUGGUCUUGUGACUGAAGAAAAGUCAAACCAAGAGGCCAUUGCUCCUUCAGUGUCCUCUAUAAAUGAGAAUAAACCAGGAGAGGGAAUCUCAGGGGUCCCCGGAGACCAAGAACGAGAUAUCAGGGAAAAUAAGGGGAGACUGAGCUCUUCACCUAAUACGUUACCAUUUGUGGAAGUGUCACCUUUUUUGAUGCUAAACGCCAGUGAAAAAGAACGAAGGAAACUAAUAGAAACUAAAAUUCUCUCCAAGGCGGCAUUGGGACCCCCUUCUGGAGAACUAGGUCAUCCCCAACCAAAAAACAAUAACAACAAUUUAGAAAUUGCAGAACAGGAGCCAGGAGCUAUUUCAGCUGAACACCCCCGAGAGCUGAUGCUGUUUGCCUUCAAGGACAUUGAAAAGUGGAAUCUAGACAAGGUACUACAGGACCUGGAGAAGCAAAGUGGCGAUAGAAAUUGUACAGUGGAAACCGCUUUUUCUUCAAUGAACCAUGAAGCUGUCAGGGCUCAGUCACAAACAAGGCUCAUGGGAAAGCUAGAAGAGCUAUGCCUCAAGCAGUCAAGGGCAUUUUUCUCUCACCGCAGGAGGUGCCUUGCCAAGUUUCCCAACUUCAGUGAGUGCCAGGGAGAUGGGAGAGAUGUACCCAUCCUGGCAUCAUGGACGAACGGCCAAAGCCUUCCUCCAAUUGAACUGCAACGUUUUCCAGAGCCUCCAACGGUAUAUAUUGAUCUAAGGGAAACAACAUCUCAGAGGUCUGAGUCGUUGGCUGAUGAGCAGCAAAGCUCGAGUGGCAGCUCCACAGAUGAAGAGGAGGAGGAGGAAAUGGAAGUGACAGACCGAGAGAAAGUGGAAGAGGGGAUGAAAGAGUUUCCUCAGCCAUCACGCAAGGGUUGCACUGCGAAAAGCUUUCUGCUGCAGCAGCUUCGCUACUUUCGCAAGAUAUCUCAGUCUUCAUCUGUUGCCCAGGACAAGGAAAAGUGCCAGAAUCUCAAGAGCUCAGAAGAAAAUGACCAGCUGGGAGUCAGGAGAAGACAGAGCCUAAAACUGAGGAGACCCACCUCCAGGGGGUCAGGGAAUUCAGAAUCUAGUGCAAGAAGCUUCCCCGCUCUGGAUCUUAACAGUGUGGCAAGGAGCUCAAGAGAACUCAAGGGAGAAACCAAGAAAGGGUCAAACAGAGAGACACCUCAAGACUCUACAGACAAAGACACAGGAUACCCAAGGACAGAAGAAAGCCAAAAAGAAAAGCAGGCAGAAGAGAAGCACAGGAAACAGAGGCUCAAGGAGCAGCUGGAAAACUUAAAACCUCAGCAUUCCACCACUGGAAAGCAGCCCAUGGCAGAACAGACCCCCAUCUUAUUCCAUACGGAGGCCUCCUACCUUGCCCCUGUCAACAUGCUACCCACCCCAAAAGGCGCCAAAAGAGAGAUGCUGCUCAUGACCAUUUGGUUAUCUAGCUGCGGACAGGUUGCCCCUUGCUGCCAGCAGACCAGCUUCUUUCCCGGAACCCCCUUGGCAGCAGCUAGCAUCUACCCUGCAGUUGUGACCUGGCUCCUGUCUCUGGUACCCUGCCUGGGAGCAAGAGGAGAGAGCAAAGCACCAUUCCAGGUCUUGGGGCUGCAGCAGAUCUGGUAUAAGGAUGCCCUGGCACUCCACGCUUGUUUAACACCAGUCAGCGAGUCGGAAGUCCACAGCAGUUGGAAGCAUGAAAAAGAAAAAGAAAAGCAACAACAAAGCCCAAGCACCUCCUAUUUAGAGCCCAAGAACUCCCUUCAGGGAAUGUCUCUGUUCCAUCAGCAGAGCUCCAUGUUUCUCUCUCAAACGUCUCUCUUGGAUGUUAUCUGGUGGAAAGCACAACUGGACAGUCACAUGCAGAAUCAGUCAUACCCCUUCCUCCCUGAGAUUCCUCCCAUCCACUUCAGCCACUUUGCUACCCUUAACUCAGAUUCCAUGGCGCUGGAGAAGGCCUUUGCAGUGCCAGCUGGGUUUUACUGGCAGACUGUAGAGACGGAUGAAAAAUACUUCCCCAGUGGCAGUGAUAUCAGAGAGAGCAGCGACACAGAAAGUGAGGUUGCCAUGGCACUGCUGUUUGAGACCCUGCUCAGAAGCCCCCUGGCUGUCCAUCACACACUCCAGCUGAUUCUUGCCUCUGGUUUGGAUAUCUGUGGAUUCCGCCUGCUCUACCCUCAGCCGGACAUGUUUCUCUCUAGCACAGUAACACCGCCUUCUUGUUAUACCCAAGAGAAAGGGCCCUCUGUGCUAGCACUGAGCCUGAGAGGACCAAGAGCCCGUGGCAUCCUGCAAGAUAUCAUGGGCCCCUCUGACGCGCAGCUGGCCAGAGUUACGGACUGCCACUCGAUCAGCGCAAUCUAUGGUUCAAGCCGAGCCGAGCCCCUUGCCUACCUCCCUCACAUGGACAGCCGAGUACACAGGGAGCUGUGCUUCUGGUUUGGAGGGAGGGUGAGCUGCGGCGGGACGCUUCAUGGUGGAGUUCCAAAUCCUGUUGGCAAACGCAGCAAACCAAGACUUCCUAGGCCUUCAUUCCACAAGGCAGAUGCUGACCAAGAACCAAGCAACUUGCAGGACGCUACAGCCUUAUGGCCUCCAGCGGCUCUUGUCUCCACCACCAAAGGAGACAUUAUUUUGAUGGCAUCGCCUGUUGUGCCUCCUCACAUCUAUGGCCUUGUGAUUUCAACCUGCACCCAGAGAGGAUUUGCACUCCAGGGGACCAAACAGCUGCAGCUGUUGCCCAAGCAAGCUCACAUGCUCGGUGUGCCAGCAAGCCAGGUAACUGUAUUUUGUCGUAGUGAGGCUUCAUAUAUAUCAGAGAGGAGUUUCUUGGAGGAUAAACUACCCAGCCAAACACGUGUGCAUUGCCUGGCUUUGUUGUUGAGAAAGGAAAAUGCCAGCCAUCAUGUCCCUGCGUUGCUCAAAGGGCUUAUGAGUGCACUGGCAGAGAAAGGUUUCUUGGAGGACAUUCAAAGCAGUUUGCACUCCCAUGCUGAACCAGAACCCAGUCUGUGUUUUCAUGCGGUUCCUUAUACCGACAGUUUGCUGCAGGAACUGGGUGGCAAUUUUAGUGUUGUGCCAGAUCCCUCGAACAUUCCCCUGGAGGUUUUGCACAGUCGGAUGUAUGCCUCUGAGCCUGAAAUGGAACAAGUGGUCCUGUUGACCUUCACUGGAAAGGAAGCCAUGAAAAGCGCAGGCAGCGUCCUUCACCAAAUCCUUGCACUAGGCUGCAGGAAGCAGCCUGCUCAGACUCCAGUGUUGGAAGACUUGGACCUGCCAUUUGAGCUUCUCACUCUGAAGUGGUUGCCUCACCUCACUCGGGUGCAGGCUAAGGAAACCACACCCUUCGAAGUGGGAGACAAACGCUGGCAAACAAGUAUUGAUGCGCUUAUGAGCAGCCCUGCCCUCAUCUGUGUGCUGCGGAGGAUUGGUGCCUUUGUGGUCCUUGCCGAAAUCCUGAAAACACUAACUCCGCACAACAGCAAAGUGAGCUCUGGCUCUGGCUCUCUUCCAAGAGUGAUGUCAUCAACCCCAGAGACGGCCUUCAGGCAGGCAGCGCUCUUCUUCACUGAGAAGGAUUUUGUAGGCGAUCCCAAACGUCGACCUGCCCUGAAGUACUUGCCACCUCCUCCACAGCACCCCCAGUCUGAAGCAGGCGAGACUCACACAAGCCAUGCAGAAUUGCUCUUCCGCUCCAUGCAAGUUGGAGCCCAAAUCCUCUGCACUGUGCUGCUGCUCAAACCAGGCACAUGGACCCGUAACCUAGCAAGGAUCCUCCGGAAACUGGAUCUAGAGAAAUUCAGCCUGGUCGGAAUGAAACACAUAGAUCUCACCCCAAAAGAUGUCAAGGCACUCCUCUCAUCUGAAGCUAAGCAGGACCCUGCUACCUUGGAGGCUCACUCCAGCUACCUAACUUCAGGUUCCUCCUUGGUCCUCUGCCUUCAGCGACAAAAUGCAGUGAAGAAGCUCCUGGACUUGGUAGGCCCUGAAGACCCCAAGGAGGCUCAAGCAGCUAAUCAGUUCUUUUGGAGAGCUCAGUACGGCCACAGCUUAAUCCAUAAUGGGUUUUAUGGCUCCACAUCGUAUUGGGCUGCUGUGCGGGAUGUGGAGCUGUUCUUUCCAGAAGGGCUGUGUGGGGCUGGGCCCCCAUCUCUGGAGGGAAAGGAGAUUUCCACUGUUGCGUCUGACCCCACAGCCUGCCUUGAGAUCGACAAACAGCACAGGCUUGUGAAAAGGGAAGCGAGAAGGCAGCUCAAUUUACUGGGCCCUGAGCAGCCACAGACUCUAGAGUGCUCUCAGCUUUCUGUGCUCUGCCAAGCCACCUGCCUGAUCCUUCCAGAGACCUCCCUGUGGAAGGUGAGCCCCCCGCCCUACCUGGUCCUGCUGGAGCGACUGAUUGGCCAAGGCUUCCUGGUGACGGGGGCACAGCUCACCACCAUGGACGAACCACGGGCCAGCUUCAUCUCUGCAGUCCUGAGUGCGACCGACAGGGAGGCGCCAGUCAUGUGCUCUCAGUUACUGAAGGGCACCUGCCUGAUCAUUGCAGCCCAGCGAGACAAUGCAGUGGUUUGCUUUGAUGCCCUGCUGAGCAGUGAUCACUGUCAGAAACAAGCUGUAUCAGAGUGCAUGAAACAACUUCUGUAUCCAAAGACUGAAAAACAGGCUGAGGAGCUUCUCUGUGUCCUCUUUGACUCUCUGACUUCUGAUAGCAGCUACCAGAUUGAAAUCCAGGAUCCCUAGCCAAGGGCCACCUGGACAUCUGCUUGGAUCCUGCUCAAUCUUGGGGGAACAAGGCAAAGCCAAACCCCUGAAAGAAGAAAGUAUGAGUACAAGGCACCCACAGUUUCAAUAAUAAAGUAUAUCCUUUGUCACAUG
Messenger RNA from Podarcis raffonei (Aeolian wall lizard), 5317 nucleotides. RefSeq names its product dynein axonemal assembly factor 8 (gene DNAAF8). NCBI's taxonomy places the organism in Eukaryota, Metazoa, Chordata, Lepidosauria, Squamata, Lacertidae. The coding region runs from base 77 to 5182 and encodes 1701 amino acids. Gene Ontology annotation, cellular component: dynein axonemal particle. The record is from RefSeq and is a predicted model, not a curated record. The transcript is spliced from 33 exons. Gene Ontology annotation, molecular function: dynein complex binding.